GACGGGAUUGUAGUUCUUUUCGGUACAGUUCUAUUGGUGGAAUCCAGAGAGUAAACUACAGGUUCCAUAAUUCCGUGCGGUGAGCAGGAGGGAGGUAUGUUUAAAGAUAACGCAUGCAGGAUGAAGCGCCACGGAAAGGGUGACAGUGAGAAGGAAGUCAAGAGGCAAAAGCUUCUUGAACGGAUUGGUGAUACAAAGCUUCCAUUUGUUACUCCAAAAGAUGACACCUUCUAUGAGCUGUGGAAGUCCAAGUAUGCAAAAUUAGUUAUCCACGAAGCUCAAAAAACUCCAGCAGAGCUACAUCAUAAUGUCCAGAAGGCAUUGUUAUUAUUACUUCAACAUGGCUGUCUGUUUCAAGAUCUUGUGCAGGUGAAAGGUAAAGACCUGCUUACUCCAGUUUCCCGCAUUCUGAUUGGCCAACCAGGAUGCACGUACAGAUACUUAAACACACGGUUGUUUGCUGUGCCCUGGCCUGAUGCUAAAUACAAUAUCACAUACAGCACAGAAGAACUUGCAGAUGCCUGCAAAGCUUUCAAAGAACUGAAUGCAUUUCUUUAUGAACAGACAAAACAUAAAUUACUCCAGUGUGUUGCAAAUGCACCAGGUGCCAGUGUUUUACCCCAACAGAUACCCCUGGAAAAUGAUAACAAAACAAAUCAAGAUGAUUUAGAAUCUUAUAAUGUGACCUUGAUAAACUACAUGAACCCACAUAACAUGUUCUACCUUAAGGAGGAACCAUAUUUUGGUAUGGGGAAAAUGGCAGUGAGCUGGCACCAUGAUGAAAAUCUACUAGAGGAAUCUACUGUUGCAGUCUACAGUUACAGUUACCAAGAUUGUGCUGAUGAAAUAUUUGAAGAUAAGAAAGCCUUAUCUAAUUGGCAUGUCGGUUUGAAGAUAGCCUGGGACAUUGAAACUCCAGGCCUUGCUUUACCUUUAAAUUCUGGAGAUACUUACUUCAUGCUAGGUGACCUGAAUAAAACCCACCAGCACUGUGUGAUUGCUGGAUCACAGCCUCGUUUCAGCUCCACGCAUAGAGUAGCUGAGUGUUCUAAAGGUACUCUAAAUUAUAUAGAAUUAAGAUGUAAAACUGCACUUGAGAAUCUUGUGGUGAUUCCCAGUACUGGGGAAAAAAUGUUGAAGUCAAUGGAAGGGGACAUUUUAAAGCUAGCAGAGGAGAUUCACAAUGAGGUUGAAUUUGAAUGGUUGCGCCAAUUCUGGUUUCAAGGACAGCGAUACGCUAAAUGCAGCAAUUUCUGGAUAAAAGCAAUGGCUGAUCUAGAAGAUGAUUGGAGACAGAUGGAAACUAUGACAAGCCUUAUGCUAAAAGAACUUCUAAAACCGACUUGGACGCAACAGAACAAGGGCAAUAUAGCGAAGACCAUCUUUCCAUUACUUUCUGAAAGGCAGGACCUACGACAUGAGUGGAGAGAAAGGUGCAGAUGCAGAUCAGCAAAGUCAUUACCUGUGGACCAGAGGCCUCAGUGCUAUCCAUUUUGGGAAGAAGACGAUUCAUCUUUUCCAAUGCCUUUUGAUCUGAGCAAAACAUUGUCAGAACUAGAAGACCUAAGCAAAGAAAUGGACUUCUAAAAAUACUGGUCCAAGUCCCAGAUAUUUUAUUUUAACAAGCAAACAAUGUUACUGUGUAGUAAAAUAUAGUGUAUGACAAGCCUGAUAAGUAGUGCUUUUAAAAAUAUUGCUGUAUGAGGGAACUAGUACAGCUUUUUUUUUUACUGGCUUCAACUAUUUUGUAGAAUUCUUUUUUUUUUUACAAUGUGGUUUAUUUUCACAAAUUCCAAAUAAAACACAUAGACUAUGCCAAUUUAAAGGAUAUGUGGCCCACAUAUUAAGCCCUGACUAUUGAAACGUUACCUUUA
Messenger RNA from Rana temporaria (common frog), 1874 nucleotides. RefSeq names its product FTO alpha-ketoglutarate dependent dioxygenase (gene FTO). The coding region runs from base 97 to 1587 and encodes 496 amino acids. Gene Ontology annotation, molecular function: broad specificity oxidative DNA demethylase activity; mRNA N6-methyladenosine dioxygenase activity; ferrous iron binding. Gene Ontology annotation, biological process: regulation of multicellular organism growth; DNA alkylation repair; RNA repair. Lineage: Eukaryota; Metazoa; Chordata; Amphibia; Anura; Ranidae. The record is from RefSeq and is a predicted model, not a curated record. The transcript has 9 exons.